Haplochromis burtoni (Burton's mouthbrooder) is the source of this 1481-nucleotide messenger RNA. RefSeq names its product dihydrolipoyllysine-residue succinyltransferase component of 2-oxoglutarate dehydrogenase complex, mitochondrial. Gene Ontology annotation, molecular function: dihydrolipoyllysine-residue succinyltransferase activity. The record is from RefSeq and is a predicted model, not a curated record. The coding region runs from base 62 to 1408 and encodes 448 amino acids. The transcript has 15 exons. Gene Ontology annotation, biological process: tricarboxylic acid cycle. NCBI's taxonomy places the organism in Eukaryota, Metazoa, Chordata, Actinopteri, Cichliformes, Cichlidae. Gene Ontology annotation, cellular component: oxoglutarate dehydrogenase complex.
GGGCUUCCGUACCGCCGCUUCAACCGCUGUCAGGACCAGGCAGACACUCCCCGGCCACGCUAUGUUAUCGCGAUCUCCGCGUGUUUACCGGACGCUGUGCCGCUCCCUGUCAGCGGCUCGUCAGCUCAGUGAUGUGCUGGUCCGACAGAAAACAUCAGGCCACACCAUCUGCAGCCAGAUCGUUUACAGGAAACCUCAGCCAUGUGAUUUUCCAUCAUCAGCCAAUAUCUACCAAAUAAGAUACUUUAAGACAUCUGCUCAUCACAGGGAUGAAGUGGUCACAGUCAAAACUCCUGCAUUUGCAGAAUCAGUUACAGAGGGGGAUGUGAGGUGGGAGAAAGCUGUGGGCGACUCCGUGUCAGAGGAUGAAGUGGUUUGCGAAAUCGAGACUGACAAGACCUCUGUGCAAGUCCCCGCUCCUGCAGCCGGUGUCAUCGAGGAGUUACUGGUGCCUGACGGAGGGAAGGUAGAAGGAGGAACGCCUCUCUUUAAACUCCGGAAAGGAGCUGUUGCUGCCAAAGCUGCCCCCUCCCAAGCUACAGAUGCACCACCUCCAGCAGCCGAAACCUCUCCUCCACCUGCAGCCCCAGCUGCCACUCCUCCAGCACCACCACCACAGCCCGCCCAACCCAAGCCUGUUUCUGCUGUCAAACCCACUGUUGCAGCUCCAGCCCCCACAGCAGCUCCUGCAGCUCCAGGAGUGAGAGGAGAAAGCAGGGUGAAGAUGAACCGCAUGAGGCUGAGGAUCGCUCAGAGGCUGAAGGAGGCUCAGAACACCUGCGCCAUGCUGACUACCUUCAAUGAGGUAGACAUGAGCAACAUUCACGAGCUGAGAAAACUCCACAAGGACGCCUUCUUAAAGAAGCACGACACCAAACUGGGUUUUAUGUCGGCGUUUGUUAAGGCUGCUGCACACGCUCUGAUCGACCAACCAGCCGUCAACGCUGUUAUUGAUGACACAACCAAAGAGAUCGUCUACAGAGAUUAUGUAGAUAUUAGCGUUGCCGUGGCCACUCCAAAGGGGCUUGUUGUACCUGUGAUCCGGAAUGUUGAGACCAUGAACUUCGCUGACAUUGAGAAAGCCAUUAAUGCUCUGGGAGAAAAGGCUCGUAAAAACGAGCUCGCUGUCGAGGAUAUGGACGGAGGCACUUUCACCAUCAGCAACGGUGGUGUGUUUGGCUCCAUGUUUGGCACGCCCAUCAUUAACCCACCGCAGUCUGCCAUCCUGGGCAUGCAUGGCAUCUUUGACAGACCUGUGGCCGUCAAUGGCAAGGUUGAGAUCCGGCCCAUGAUGUACGUGGCAUUGACGUACGAUCACCGACUCAUUGACGGCAGAGAAGCCGUCACCUUUUUACGCAAGAUCAAAGCGGUGGUGGAAGAUCCAAGAGUCCUGCUCCUGGGAAUGUGACGUUUCCGCCACUAAAUUCUUAUUUAAAGAUACUCGGCUGCAUAAAAAUGAACUCCACAUCACAGAAAACGCA